AUAUAUAUAUAUAUAUAUAAAAGCAAAUUGUAAAUCAUAAGACCAAUAGGUAUCUUCAAUUUCUGAAAUCGAAACCCUAAAAUCUUAGAUCCCCUCCCUAAUAAUCGACAAUAUUGUUCAAAGAAAAUUAAAAUCGGCGAUAGCGUCUGACUCGGUGUGCCAUUCUUCAUCCGCCUCUUUUCAAUUUCAUAUUAAACACCGGCUUCGCUAUCAUCUUCACAGUCGACAUCGUUGUGAGCAUACAUAUUUUUGUGGGCUCAGUUUAGUAGCUGCAAUGGAGAUGGAAUUGUCUGAAUCAAGGUAUGAGGAUGGGGUUGAGAAGUCGAGCAAGCAUGCUAGUAGAGAUAAGGAUAGAAAGAAAAGUAGCCGAGGAGAAGAUAGAGAUACCAUUCAUCAUAGAAACAAGGACAGGGAACGGUCAAAGAGAAAUAGGGAAGAUGGUAGCAAAGAUUCGGACAAGAAUCAAGAUGAGUAUAUGGAUAGGGAGUGUGUCAAGGAUAGGAGUAGUAGGGAUAGUAAGGUAAGGGAUAAAGAUAAAGAUCGGGAAAAAACUAGAGAGAAGGAUCGCGAGCGCCGAGGGAAGGAGAAGGAGCUAGAGAGGGAGAGGGAGAGGGAGAGGGACAAGGAAGUUGACAAGGAAAGGGGAAAGGAGAAGAGUAGGGAUAGGAAUAAGGAUAGGGAGAGAGAGAAAUAUAAGGAUCGAGAGGUUGAUAAAGAUAGAGACGUGCAAAAAGGAAAAGAGAAGACUAAGGAGAAAGAGGAAUUUCAUGAUAAAGAUAGGUUGCGAGAUGGGGUUAGCAAAAGAAGCCAUGAGGAAGAGAAUGACAGAAGCAAGAAUGAUACAAUUGAAAUGGGCUAUGAAAGAGAAAGGAACAGUGAUGUUGGAAAGCAAAAAAAGGUUUCUUUUGAUGAUGACAAUGAUGAUGAGCAAAAGGUUGAACGCACAUCAGGUGGCGGACUUGCAUCUUCCUUAGAAUUUGAGGAGCGUAUUUUGAAGGUGAGAGAAGAAAGGUUAAAGAAAAAUUCAGAUGCUGGUUCUGAGGUUUUAUCUUGGGUUAAUAGAAGUCGUAAGCUUGCAGAGAAAAAGAAUGCUGAAAAGAAGAAAGCCAAGCAGCUGUCGAAGGUUUUUGAGGAGCAGGACAAGAUUGUUCAAGGGGAAAGUGAAGAUGAGGAGGCAGGCGAGCUUGCUACUAAUGAUCUAGCUGGAGUUAAGGUUUUACAUGGCCUUGAGAAGGUAAUGGAAGGUGGAGCAGUUGUUUUGACGCUCAAAGAUCAAAGUAUACUUGUAGAUGGUGACAUUAAUGAAGAGGUUGACAUGCUUGAAAAUAUCGAAAUUGGAGAGCAGAAGCGCCGAAAUGAGGCUUAUAAGGCUGCUAAGAAAAAGACAGGAAUUUAUGAUGACAAGUUCAACGAUGAUCCUGCUUCGGAGAGGAAAAUACUUCCACAGUAUGAUGAUCCAACUACAGAUGAGGGGGUAACUCUCGAUGAAAGGGGGCGCUUCACUGGUGAAGCUGAGAAGAAGCUGGAAGAGCUCCGCAGAAGACUACAAGGUGCUUUGACAGAUAAUUGCUUUGAGGAUCUCAACUCCUCUGGAAAAAUGUCAUCAGAUUUUUAUACUCAUGAGGAAAUGCUUCAGUUUAAGAAGCCCAAGAAAAAAAAGUCUUUGCGGAAAAAGGAGAAGUUGGAUAUAGAUGCCCUUGAAGCAGAAGCUGUCUCUGCAGGAUUGGGUGUUGGGGAUCUUGGUUCUCGAAGUGAUGGGAGAAGGCAGGCCAUUAGAGAGGAGCAAGAGAGAUCUGAAGCAGAAAGGAGAAGUAGCGCAUAUCAGUCUGCAUAUGCGAAAGCAGAUGAGGCUUCUAAAUCACUGCGACUUGAACAAACACUUCCUGCUAAAGUGAAUGAGGAGGAAAAUCCUGUCUUUGCAGACGAUGAUGAGGAUCUUUUCAAAUCCUUGGAAAGAGCAAGGAAAUUAGCUCUUAAAAAGCAAGAGGAGGCAUCUGGCCCUCAAGCAAUCGCUCGACUAGCUACUGCCACAAACAAUCAAAUUGCAGAUGAUCAAAACCCUGCAGAUGGAGAGUCACAGGAAAAUAAGGUUGUCUUCACUGAGAUGGAAGAGUUUGUUUGGGGCCUUCAACUUGAUGAAGAGUCCCAUAAGCCUGGUAGUGAAGACGUUUUCAUGGACGAGGAUGCAGCACCGAGAGUUUCUGAUCAAGAAAUGAAAGAUGAAGCUGGUCGAUGGACAGAAGUGAAUGAUGCUGCUGAAGAUGACAACUCAGUCAAUGAGAAUAAGGAGGAUGUAGUUCCAGAUGAAACCAUUCAUGAAGUUGCAGUGGGGAAAGGAUUAUCCGGUGCAUUGAAGCUGCUCAAGGAACGAGGAACACUUAAAGAAACCGUUGACUGGGGUGGCAGAAACAUGGAUAAGAAAAAGAGUAAACUUGUUGGCAUAGUAGACAGUGAUGCUGACAACGAAAAAUUUAAGGAAAUUCGGAUUGAGAGGAUGGAUGAAUUUGGGCGUAUUAUGACUCCCAAGGAGGCCUUCAGGAUGAUUUCUCAUAAAUUCCAUGGAAAGGGUCCUGGGAAAAUGAAGCAAGAAAAGCGCAUGAAACAAUAUCAGGAAGAACUGAAGCUGAAGCAAAUGAAAAAUUCAGAUACACCGUCAGAAUCUGUGGAACGGAUGAGAGAAGCCCAGAAAAAGUUGAAGACACCCUACCUUGUCCUUAGUGGUCAUGUUAAAUCAGGACAAGCUAGUGAUCCUAGAAGCAGUUUUGCAACUGUUGAGAAGGAUCUUCCAGGGGGCUUGACGCCCAUGCUUGGAGACAAAAAGGUUGAGCACUUCUUGGGAAUUAAACGCAAGGCUGAGCAUGAGAACUCCAGCCCGUCAAAGAAGCCUAAAUCUUGAAAAGUUGACUGAAAUUUCGAGAUGGUAUUACCUUUAGUCAAAAGAAGUUAUCUGGAGAUAAUAGCGUGAAAUUAUCAUAUUGGACCCUGAAAGUGUAGCAUCCUGCUAGGACGUUGAGCAAGAGAUUAUCCUGGCAGUCUGAUGGAUAUUCAUUGUCUGUUUGUGCUUUUGGCUGUAAAUAAAGUUAAAUUGCACAAUUUAUUAAGGAGUCUGUCAAAAUUUUUGUGAUGUGGAUACACCAGUUUAGAGCUGUUUCAGAUAGAUUCUUUGGCAACUGUAAUGAUUCUUCUGCUCUAUCAUCCCUCCAGAGGAAGUAUUAUGAGGCUGAGCCUAGUGGAAAAUCUGUUAUCUAUUACAGCUACAUAUGCUUAUAGACUCACAAUUACCCUUUUUAUCCUUGCUUGAAAAAAAAGGUAUACUGUUAAAUUC
This is a messenger RNA of Ricinus communis (castor bean), 3325 nucleotides long. RefSeq names its product SART-1 family protein DOT2. The coding region runs from base 275 to 2896 and encodes 873 amino acids. The transcript is spliced from 13 exons. Gene Ontology annotation, biological process: maturation of 5S rRNA; mRNA cis splicing, via spliceosome. The record is from RefSeq and is a predicted model, not a curated record. Lineage: Eukaryota; Viridiplantae; Streptophyta; Magnoliopsida; Malpighiales; Euphorbiaceae. Gene Ontology annotation, cellular component: U4/U6 x U5 tri-snRNP complex.